Lycium barbarum (goji berry) is the source of this 1450-nucleotide messenger RNA. RefSeq names its product putative GEM-like protein 8. Bases 554 to 1237 code for a protein of 227 amino acids. The transcript is spliced from 4 exons. Lineage: Eukaryota; Viridiplantae; Streptophyta; Magnoliopsida; Solanales; Solanaceae. The record is from RefSeq and is a predicted model, not a curated record.
CCAUCGUACGGUCUAUGUGGCUCCGCCACUGUUGUUAUCUCAGGCCAACACAAGUAUUGAGUAGUUUUGUCCACCAUAACUUAGGGAGAUGGGAAAAAAAUCUCCUAACUUUCUUUUGUUUUUACUGAAAUUUGAACUCCGACAUAAAUUAAUUAAUGGACUGAAAGAAAAGGAAAAAACAAAGAAUAGAAAAGAGAAGUUGAACAUGCACUGCACUUUGAAUUUUGACAAUUUUCAAAUUUCAAUCAACAUAAAGAUCAUGGAAGAUAUUGAAACUUUUGAAAUCUCAAUCGACACUCCCAUCUUCCUGACAACCUUUUCUUCUUGGUAAAAAAUAAAAUUCUAAAUAAAAAGCACAGCAUCUUCUUUUUUACUUUUUUCUGAUGACCCAAAGCUGACUCAUGCAACAGUUGGUAGUUAAAAGAUUCAUCAACUUCUCCCAAACUCCUAUAAGAGCACUACAAGGAAUGUUCUUAAACCAUCAACCAAAACUUAUUUUUUUCUCAGUUGCCUUCACAAUAUAGCAAAAUCCUCUUCAAAAUCAGUAGUCACAAUGAAGAACUUACUCACAGGUGUUCCCAUGAGUGCAGCAGUGUGCUCAAUUGAAAGGCAGCCAAAAAGACUACUGGCCUUAUCUUCUUGUGAAGACCAUAUUCCAUCUGCAACAUCAAAGAUCUUGUCUAAAUUAAAACAAAGAAAAUCUGUGAUUAGUAAGAUGAGCAAACUUGGAGAAAGGAUGGAUUGUCUUGCGCAAGGCAUCCGCGAGCAUGUGAACCUGAGCCCGAAGCUAACAGAAACCGUAAAGGGAAAAUUGAGCCUUGGAGCAAAAAUUCUUCAAGUAGGAGGGUUGGAAAGAAUAUUCAAACAGAAGUUUAGAGUCAGAGAUGAUGAAAAGCUAUUAAAGGUUUCUCAAUGCUAUUUAUCAACUACAGCUGGUCCAAUGGCAGGCCUUCUCUUCAUCUCUACUGAUAAGAUUGCUUUCUGCAGUGAGAGAUUAAUAAAGCUCAUAUCUCCAACCGGAAAGUUACUUAGAAUUCGUUAUAAGGUAUCGAUCCCAAUAAGUAAGAUAAACAAAGCAAAAGAGAGUGAAAAUAGGGAAAAGCCGUCACAGAAGUAUAUACAAGUACUUACAGAGGAUGAUUUUGAGUUCUGGUUUAUGGGGUUCCUUAAUCAUCAAAAGACACUGGGAUAUCUGCAGCAGGCAAUUUCAAGUACUUCAAGCAAGUUACGAAGAUAACCUUUUUUACCUUCUUUUUUCUUUCAUUUUCUUUCCUGCUAUGCUCAUUCAUCAAUGUCAAAUGUUGAUGCAAAAACGAACUUAGGGAUCUGUUCAAACUUGUACCUCCAUUGCUCAAAGGAGGUUUUAGGAAAUAUAGGCUUUGAGCCUUAGUUGUUAAUACUAAUGUAUAGACUUAUUGUAAAACUAUAAUGAAAACAGAAGGCUAUUUCA